AUGGAAGCAAUAACAGCUGUUCUGGACAGAGCCGGGAAGCGGCGAGCCCCAGGGCUGCGCCCCUCUCCCACGCUGCCAAGCACAGGUACUCCCAGACCCGCAGGGAGGCGCGGCGGCAACUCUCCGCAGACACACCCCGGAGGCAGGUGUUGGCGACCAGGGACAGGGAAGGUCCCGGGCUGGCACUGCAGCCUGGCCGGUGCCGAACCGGGAUCCCAUUCAACAGCACUCCUCUCCACCACCCUUGGGGUCAGAGAUGAGGCGGGAGUCCCCAAAGAGAGCGAACCACCGGAGAGAAGGGAGUGCCGGACUGUGCCCGGGGAGACCGCGGCACCGAGCCCGGGCAGCUCCCUGCCGGGAAUCGGCAGCCCACACCGUCCCGGCUCCGGGCCCACGGGGACCCGAGGGCGGAGGGACUUGAGGGACCGACUAGCGCGGAGGGGUGCGGGCGCCCCGACCACCUCCUCCAUGGCCGCGGGUGUCUGCCCGCGUCGACUCCCCGCGCGGCCCCGCGCCCUACCUCGCGCCUCAGCUCCUCCUCUUUGUUCGCGGCCCCGCAGCGGCGGCGGAGCCCGAAGCAGAUGCGGCCCCGCCGCGCCCGCCUCGCGCAGCGUCUCUGACGCCGCGGCGGCACCCGGAGACUCCUCUCUGCUGCCCCCCUCGCGCGCGCACACACACAGUCCGCCGCCGCCGCCGCCUCCCACUUUCCCAGCGGAGGAGGGCGGAGGAAGAAGAGGAGGAGGACGAGGACGCCGAGCCACUGCGGGCGCCGGGGGCGCGAGGGGGCGGCCCCGCACCACAGCGCCUCCCCCCGGAGCGGGCGCGGCACCUCCGGGAACUGCGGCCCCGGCGCGCCUUCCUCCUGGCGCUGAGGGAACUGACCUGGAUCAGAAAUGGAGAAGACCAGCCCAGCAGACAUCAGGCAGCAAAUGGUUAAACUGUUUGCCAGAAACUCUCACGAAGAGCCCUAUACAAGGGCUGUAUUUGGAGAAUGUCAUAGGGAUGAAGAAUCUAAAAUUCAGCAAUUCUGGGUGCUCUAAAUUCCACCACGGGCAUCUAAAACAACCAGGAAACCUCCCUCCCAGGCUCAACUGACUCACCUGCGCCUGCAAGAUUGAUCAUCACACUGCAUGAUGACAUUGCAUUGCACUGUGACUUCUGUUGUUCCCUUGUUUCACGUGAACAAACCGGUUUUCUUAAUUCGACUGUAAACCAUAGGAGGACAAGGACGAUGUUUUAGAGUUUAGCAUUUAAAUAACUGCUUUAUGGAAAUAUAAUUCUCAUACCUAAUAACUCACCUACUUAAAGUGUACAAUUCAACAGUUUUUAGUAUUUUCAUACAGUUGCGCAACCAUUAUCACAAUCAAUUUUAGAACAUUUUCAUUAUCCCCAAAAGAUACAUUGUACCCAUCAGCUGUCACUCCCCAUUUCUCCAAGCUGCAAGUUGAAUUGUGUCCCCCAAGAGAUAUGCUCAAGUCCUAACCCCCAGAUCCUAUGAAUGUGACCCAAUUGGAAACAGCGUUUGUAGAUGUAGUCAAGUGAAGAGGAUGCCACAUUGGAUUGGGGAGGGCCCUAAAUCCAGCAUGACUUGGAGUCCUUAUAAGGAGAGGGAAAUUUGGAUGCAGAGCUAUGGCAUCUGGGAAGAAGUCCGUAUGUGAAGACAGAGACAGAGAUUGGAAUGCUGCUGCUACAAACCAGGAAAGGCCAAGGAUUUCAGGCAACCAGAAGCUAGAUGAGAUAAGGACAAUUUUUUCAUAGGUGCCCAGGACCUUCAUCCCUAGUCCUUCGGAAGGAGUAUGGCCCUGCCAACACUGA
Lutra lutra (Eurasian river otter) is the source of this 1815-nucleotide messenger RNA. RefSeq names its product collagen alpha-1(I) chain-like. NCBI's taxonomy places the organism in Eukaryota, Metazoa, Chordata, Mammalia, Carnivora, Mustelidae. The coding region runs from base 1 to 1095 and encodes 364 amino acids. The transcript has 5 exons. The record is from RefSeq and is a predicted model, not a curated record.